UGUGGGGUGCUGUGGGUGCUGCUCUGGGCUUGUAGGGUGCUGUGCCAGGCUCCGGGGUGCUUUGUGUGCUGUGCCAGGCUCACGGAGUGCUGUGGUUGCUGUGCCAGGCUCACAGGGUGCAGUGCCAGGCUCAUGGGGUGCUGUGCCUUAGUGUGAGGCUCAGGUGCUCAGCCCUGGGAGCACAGUAAGAUGCCUGGGGCUCUCGCUCCUGUGCUCUGUUGGGAGGUGAUGGCGGCCUGCUGGAAUUUGCAUAAUUAAUUGCCUCACCAUAACCUAUUAAGCAUUGCCCUCACAGCCUCAUGCCCUUGUGGCUGUGACUCAGCCCAGACUGGAAGCAUGAGGGAUAGAUGGAUGCAUGUUCCCAUGGUCCUUGCCUUUCCUUGCAUCUUUCUGAAUUUAUUUCAGUCCUUUUUGAAAGCUGAACAUGGCAUACAGGGCACAGCACAUCACCUGCUUUGGCCUUUGCUGCUGCAGCUGUGGGUGUUGUGUGUGUAGGACCUGCUCAGGCACCACUGUGAGCCAGUGCCUGGCUCCUCUGCUGACAACCUUUGAUCAGUGUGCCACAAGUGAUAACACAGCCACGAUCAAUAACACAGCUUGUCCCAGCUGCCAUGCAAAGUUUGUGUGUAAUGGGUCCUGGAGGGAGCAGUGGCCCUGGGGCAGGUGCAGCUCGGCCACUGGGAUGCACCCAGGAACACUGGUGCUGGCACAGGGCUGUGCCCAAAUUAGCACUGCCCUUAAUUGCUGCUCAGUUAAGCAGAACAGGAGCUUGUGGGGCACUAGCACCCUGCUUUGUCCUUUGCUGUGGCUGUUUCUGGGUGGAAGCUUGAGGCCAGUUUGGGUUUCAAUUCUGCAAAGCUUUUUGCUUUAAUUAUUAACUGGUGCCAGGCACUGCCAUGGCUUCUGGCUGGGGCUAAGCCAGGGCAGGGGGAGGCUGAGGGAAGCCCCCUGCCCUUGGGCCCUCAGCCCCUGCACAACUCCUGCAGCAGCCAUGAGUGCAGGUGGGGUGUGAGUCCUUCCAGCUGUGCCUUUGUGGGGAUGAGGGUUUCAGGGAAUGAACAGACUCCAGGGAACAAACCUCUGUGUCUAUGCAGGACUCUGCUCCUGGUGCUCAAGCUGUUCUUGUCCUGGGCUGGUCAAGGCAGCUGAGCACCAUCCAGCUAAAAAUAACACCGGUAAAUAAAACACUUCCUCCUGGCCUGGCACGGUGGAGCAGAGGCACGGGGAGCUGGGAUGUGCCUGGCUGCGGCUCCACAGUGGGACUGGCCCCGUGCCAGGGAGUUCUGGGCUGGUGCCACCAGGUCCAGGCCUGCCUAAGUGCUCUCAGCACCCCCCUGCCCAGCCCCUGGGGACACGGUGGCCCAUGACAUCCUCAAUGCCAGCAGCAGAAUGUCACUGCUGGCUGCUGGAGGGCUGGAUCCACAGGUGACAUGGUGGUGGCCCAUGGCAGCAGGAUGCCACAGCCACCCCAUUCUGAGCUCUGUGCUGGCUCAGUUUCUCCACCUGCAGCAUGGGACUCCUACACCUGGCACGUGUUCCAGGUGACGGCUGGAAGGGUGUGGGAUAUGGGAUUCCAGUCAGGGCCGCGUCAGCCGCACACGCCAGGGCAGCGAGGUGUCAGCAGGAGCCACCACCCACGCAGGGAAUCACGGUGGGGAACCCCCUUCACCCCCCAGCAGGGCCUGUGGAGCCCGGGAGGGGCCAAGCCACGUGCUGAGGGUGGCAGGAGAAGUGAUGCAUUUGGGGGGGGAGGGCACCAUGAGGGGGGUACAGCCCCACCCCUGCUUCCCCAGGAUGCCCGAACCUACAGAAAGCCAUCCCUGUCCCCAUCCCAAUCCCUGUCCCAUCCCUGCAGUGCCAGGGCUCCGUGCAUUGUUGCCUUCACCUUCCUCUUCCUCUUCCUCACCUCUGUCCUACUCUGCACCUACAGAUGCAAUCAGCUGAGGCUGUCUGGCCCCUCCCUGGGCUGGGCCUGGCUAUAAAAUCCAGGGGCCAGGCAGAGGGUGUCACAAGGCUUUGGGAGCUGUUGGCAGACAGCAGCAGCGAUGGCAACACUCUACCCCUCCCUGGAGGACAUGAAGGGCCACCAGGUCCUGCAGGCACAGGCAGCAGCUGGGGUGAGGACCCCCGCCACCACAGUGGUCACAGAGAAGCCAAAACUCACCUCGGGUGCUGAGCCACCUGUGCUGUACCCCAACCUAGCUGAGCUGGAGAAUUACAUGGGGCUGGCGCUCUCCAGCGAGGAGAUCCAGAAGAACCUGCGCACCGAGGACAGCACCGCACUGACCCCCGCUGGGCCCUCCCCAGGCCAGCUGGUCGCCCCCCUGAGCGGGAACAGCGCGGGGCUGCGGCGGGCAGAGAUCAAGCCGGGUGUGCGGGAGAUCCACCUGUGCAAGGACGAGCGGGGCAAGACAGGGCUGCAUCUGAAGAACGUUGACCAGGGCAUCUUUGUGCAGCUGGUGAAGGCCAACUCGCCAGCAGCGCUGGUGGGGCUGCGCUUCGGGGACCAGGUGCUGCAGAUCGACGGCAAGAACUGCGCAGGCUGGAGCAGUGACAAGGCACAGCGUGCACUGAAAAAGGCCAACCCUGAAAAAAUCGUCAUGGUGGUGCGGGACAGGCCUUUCCAGCGCACCGUGACCGUGCACAAGGACAGCACUGGCCACGUCGGCAUUGUGGUGAAGAAGGGGAAGAUUGUGUCACUGGCCAAGGACAGCUCGGCCGCCCGCAACGGGCUCCUCACCCACCACUGCAUCUGCGAGGUGAACGGCCAGAACGUCAUCGGCAUGAAGGAUAAGCAGCUCAUGGAGGUGCUGGCAGGGGCUGGGAACGUGGUGACACUGACCAUCAUCCCCACCGUGAUCUACGAGCACAUGGUCAAACGGCUCUCAUCAGGGCUGGUGAAAUCGUCCAUGGACCACUCCAUCCCUGACCUGUGACACCAUCACUAUUGUUCUGGCAGCUGAUGCUGGAAGCCCAGAGGACCUGCUAUGGGGAACCCACAGCACCUCCAAAGGAGCUAUUUUAGCACAAAACUCCUUAUCCCUUCAGAGUCUGGGUGGCUGCUGGGUGGUCCUUCCUCUCCUCAGCAGGGAUGGGGCAGAUGUCCUGUACAGGGUCCCAUUGUCCCCGUGUCCCUGCUUGGACCACCCCUCCCCAGGGUGGAUGCCAAGGGCUGGCUCCAGCCAAAGCAGACACAGACCCAGCGACAUUUAUUACAUCCACCACAGACAGCAAGUACAGGACAGGGGAAACAAGAAGAGGGGGGUUACAGCUUUUUCAGUUCUGUAUUUAAAAAAUAUAUUAUAUAGAUUUGUCUUUCAAAUAUAGUCGUUACAUUUAUUUCUUGGCAAAGCUUUGGAUA
Molecule: messenger RNA, 3361 nt
Organism: Cyanistes caeruleus (blue tit)
Lineage: Eukaryota; Metazoa; Chordata; Aves; Passeriformes; Paridae
Gene: SDCBP2
Product: syndecan binding protein 2
Cellular component (GO): cytoplasm; plasma membrane
Molecular function (GO): protein binding
Source: RefSeq, a predicted model, not a curated record